GCGGCGGCUGCGCCAUGGGCGGCGGAGCGCGGCCCGGCCCGCGGAAGGGAUCAGAGCGAUUGGGGAGAUGCCAGUUUAUGUCAUGGGCAUCACCAGCACUCAGACUCCUUUCUCCUUUGGCAAUGCUGUGCCAGGGUUAACGUUCCACUGGUCUGUCAGCAAGAGGGACACUCUGGAUGUUAGGACAAGGCACAGUGAGGCUGCUUUUCAGCUUCCUGCAAACUACAACUUUGCAGUGGAUGUUCAUGGCAGAGUAAAGGGGAGGACAGGCCUGAAAGUUGUAGUGAAGGUCCUUGAUGCUGCAGCCAACCAGUUCUACAACAUGGCAAGAGAACUGUGUGAUGAAAUCCAAAUUCAGUCACCAAGUGAGGGGACCCUUGGCUCAGCUCCAGUCUGGGUUCGCAGUGUGCAAACACAAGCCUGGGAGGGCCCAUGAGAUCUUGUCACCUGGGGACGUAGAUGCCAGAGUUUGGUGGGUGCCUGCUGGUUGUGUUCAGCAUGUUGGAUAACACCCCUUGGAGCAACAGACCUGGCCAUGGUUCACCUGACUCCUGGAAUAGCAAGAAUGUUUGGGUGACCUCAUUGCACGCACUAAACCAAACAAAGUGGCACCAGAAACCGAAAUACUACACCUGGCCGAAAUACUGCACCCAGCAGUUCGAUUUCUCAAAAUUACACUGCUUGGUGUCAGCGGUUAGGUAGAUAUCAAAGCAAGCCAGCAUAUGGCUUGACAAAAUCCAGAUCUGGUUUUGCUUUGUAUAGACUGUGCAUGGCCAGGAAUCCCCAGUAGAACAGUAGGAGGGUCUUGCACCAUUGGACAGUUAUGUACGGUGACACCCGAUAUGCCACUCAUUGUAAACCACGCUGCACACCGUAGAUUGCAGAGAGCACUGAACACGUUAUCUGUGGAUCAUUGUGAUGACAUGCAUUUAGGGAAUGUAAGAAAAUGCAUAGUGGCUAGCUUAUUUUUGCACUGGCCACUAAUGUAGAUGGCAUUCACCACGCUACUUUGCAAAUCCUUACAGCUAUUGGCUUUUGUUAUUAUCCCAUGGGCAUGGGUGUGAAGAUCUCAAUGGUAUGUACUGUAUGAAUUUGAAAGAUGAAUCAAAAUCAAUCCACAAACACAUUAAUGAAUUAAUGGAAACUACAUAGGAGGUGCUUAUACCGUGUUUGCUGUCUUGUCUGCAAAGGGCCCUGCAGAAGAUGGUAAACACAGCAUUUGUACGUGAAGAGCAAAAAGGGAGACCUGUAGGAGAAUAGGAAUGGGGCUGCAGUCAGCCUCCACCUCGAUGAGUUAGAGCUGUGUCCUGGAACAAAACAGGUAACUUUGAGGGAGAAGAAGCGUGGAAUGCAGAUGUGUGUUGACAUUUACAACAAGAAACAGAAAUUUAUAACCAAUUGCAAAAGAGUUGAAGGCGCAUGCACAUAGUUUGUUAGCUAAUGAUAAUGGCAAAAGAAACCUGUGGUUUGUGUGUGACAUAGAGAAAAAGUAUAAGAAGUUGUACUGUGAGAUAAUGAACUGCUGAUGCUUGCCCCUAUUUUCAGUGUCAGCCUUUGUCCACCAUCACACUACAACUUUUCUGACUUGCAGAAAUGUUAAGAUUUGUUCACUAGUGGGGGGUCUUGGAUGGGUGGAUGUGACAGAAAAAGAAGUUAAUUAUUCUUCAACAGACCAUGGUUUGAAUUACAUGUAGUAGAUAAUGUUUCAGGGCACACUCUUGAAUACGAGAAGAAAACAAGCUGUGUAUUUUCUAGCAGCCUAUCCUCUGACAAGCUGUUACUGGUUUAUUUGAAUAUUUGCAUGACUGAACAGUGGCAUUUGGUGAAAAAGAAAAAAAUUUAAAUAACGUUCUGGGGUUUUUUUCUUCUGAACGGAUUUAUAAGGAGACAAAAUCCAGCAUUUCCUUCUUUACAAAUUAACCCAAAUUGGAAGCUACCUUCACAUAACCCCUUCUGAACACUUGCAGUAUGCUUGAUUUGUUUAAAUUGCCAAGACAACCAAGCCUUUGGGGAGGCACCUUCUUCACAGUUUCAAGUGUGUUUCAGCUGAAGGCCAGAGGCACAGCAUCAGUCAUCAGAAAUUACUUUUAUUCAAUUGUAAGUGCUCUGUUUAUUUUGUAUUAUGCUGCCAUCCCCUAGAAAGUUCCACAAAAUUGUUGCAUUCCAGGAGUUGGUGAAGGAUGCUACGGUCCAGAGGCCCUGGGAAGAAGCACCCCUCUAUAGGUUACAGUGAUGUUCUCCCACAGUUCUCCACAUUUCCAUGCUAAUUACCCAGUUACAUCAUCCCUAUUCUCCUCCCCAGUUCUAGAAUGCUCCCUGCUCCUAACUUCCCUAUUGGCCCACGUUCCUAGCCACUCCUCCCCUGAAUCACAGCUGGUUGUUCCCCUCA
Messenger RNA from Oenanthe melanoleuca, 2389 nucleotides. RefSeq names its product nuclear pore membrane glycoprotein 210-like. Bases 68 to 436 code for a protein of 122 amino acids. Gene Ontology annotation, cellular component: nuclear pore. Lineage: Eukaryota; Metazoa; Chordata; Aves; Passeriformes; Muscicapidae. The record is from RefSeq and is a predicted model, not a curated record. The transcript is spliced from 4 exons.